Drosophila takahashii is the source of this 1840-nucleotide messenger RNA. RefSeq names its product putative inorganic phosphate cotransporter. Gene Ontology annotation, biological process: transmembrane transport; monoatomic anion transport. Gene Ontology annotation, cellular component: membrane. NCBI's taxonomy places the organism in Eukaryota, Metazoa, Arthropoda, Insecta, Diptera, Drosophilidae. The record is from RefSeq and is a predicted model, not a curated record. Gene Ontology annotation, molecular function: transmembrane transporter activity.
CUGACGGCGGUUGCGAUUAGCUCUCCAAUAAAAUGGAAGGUGUAAAGCGAUCUGGCUGCAGGUUAGUAGUUGAGUAUAAUUUGGAUCUCUAGCGUGUGCGGUACAACUGAAAGCAGUGCGGAUAUGACGGCGGAAAUAAAUACGGGUCCAAUGAUUGGCCAGCGACAUUUGCAGGCCUUUUUGCUGUUUCUGUCGAUUGUGGUCAACUAUAUGGCCAAGUUCAAUGCUGGAGUGGCGGUUGUGGCAAUGACAAAUGCCGAGAAUACUAACCCAAACUUUCCGGAGUACGAUUGGAACGAAAUGGAGCGGUCGUACAUCCUCUCCAGCUUCUUCUGGGGCUACAUAUUAACGCAAUUUCUGGGCGGAUGGCUGUGCAGGCGCUAUGGAGCCAGGAUCACCAUGUUUGUGUCCACCAUCGGAUCGGCUCUCCUGGCUCUUCCCCCCUGGUGUGUUUCCUGGGGUGGCUGGCAGGCUUAUUGCGCCAUUCGGAUGUCCAUGGGUCUCUUCCAGGGCUUCCUGUUUCCCUGCAUCCACGCCCACUUGGCCAACUGGUGUCCGGUGAACGAGAGGAAUCGACUGGGAGCCCUGGCCAAUACGGGCAUUGAUUGCGGAACUCUGGUGGCCAUGUUUGCCAGUGGAUUACUGGCAGCCUCAAGCGCUGGUUGGCCCGGAAUCUUCUACGUGUCCUGUGGUGUUGGGAUUUUCUGGUGCAUCAUCUGGUGGAUUUUCGGAGCCAACACCCCCAGGGAGUCUAAAUUUAUCAGCGAAGCGGAACUGAACUAUAUUGAGACAUCGAUCAACUCCAGUCGCAAGGCGGAGGAGGCCGAGGAGAAGGCGACUGGAAGAAUUCCGGUUCCGUGGAAGGCGAUUUGGACCUCGGUGCCUUUCUGGGCCUUGAUGAUCACCAGAUGCUGUCAGUCAUGGGGAUAUUCCACCCUCCAAACCGAGAUGCCCGCCUAUAUGAAUGGAGUCCUGCUGAUGGACAUGAAGAAAAAUGCCCUUUACUCGGCUUUGCCUUAUCUAACCUCCUGGAUUAUGGCCUUUGUUUACCUGAUCAUUGCGGAUAUCCUGCUGACCAGGGGCAUUAUGUCCAUCACUGGGAUACGCAAGGGAGUGAACUCGAUAGCCUUCUUUGUGCCCGCGGCUGCGCUGAUCGGAGUCAGCUUCUUGGAUAGCACACAGAAAACGUUGGCUGUGGUUCUGAUGUGCGCGAAUGUGGGAAUCAACGCUGGUUCCACAAUCGGCAGUACCAUAAACACCAUCGACUUGUCACCGAACCAUGCUGGCAUUCUUAUGGGAAUUAUUAAUACGGCUGCUAACGUUGUGCCUAUCCUAACGCCACUCCUUGUGGGAAUCAUUGUCAAGGAUGAUCACGAUCGCGAACAGUGGCAAAUUGUAUUCAUCAUAUCCGCCGUCAUCUUCUUUGUGGGCAAUAUAAUCUAUCUAGCCUUUGGUCAGAUGGUUAAUCAGCCUUGGGAUGCACCCGACUUUAUGGACAAGCAAAGAUCCCCAAAUCUACAAGAAGAGGGAAGUGCCAAGGCUUUGGAAGCGAAGCAGAGUGAGAAAUUGGAGGAAGCGAAGCGAAAGGAGAGUGAAGCUGGUUUAGAGAGCAAGGAACCCAACGAAAGCGACGUAAACGAGGAGAAUCCUAGCAGGAACGAUAUUUGAGAUCAUGGGAAAAUCGAACUAACUAUAACUCGAAAACCCCUUAGCAUUUUACUCACGGCUGGCCCGGAGCUCUUUUUUAUCAAGAGUCUUUAAUACAAUAGCUAUAAAUAAGUCAUUUGUCUUCCCAAUGAGUAUUUUAAGAUGUAAAUAUAGAAACUAUAAGUGAAUAACA